Molecule: messenger RNA, 3426 nt
Organism: Protopterus annectens (West African lungfish)
Lineage: Eukaryota; Metazoa; Chordata; Ceratodontiformes; Protopteridae
Gene: CEP120
Product: centrosomal protein 120
Exons: 20
Coding region: 178-3132 (984 amino acids)
Biological process (GO): positive regulation of centriole elongation; centrosome cycle; interkinetic nuclear migration
Cellular component (GO): centrosome; centriole
Source: RefSeq, a predicted model, not a curated record
GACUCGGUAACUAAGCGGAAGCUUAUGUUUUAGUUUGAAGGGGAGGCGGUAAAGCAUUAUGGACCGGCGGGUAGUAAGCAGUUUGUAUUAUGCAGUUAACUGUGCAUGUAAUUCCCUGCAUAAUUCCUGACUAUACCAAUAACACGGCAUUUGCAGGACUGAUCAGCAUUGCAUAAAAUGGGCACUAAAUCUGAGCAGCUGUUGAUUGUGGUUUCUAUCCUUGAAGGGCGGCACUUUCCUAAGCGUCAAAGGCAUUUGCUGAUUGUAGAAGCAAAGUUUGAUGGGGAGCAAUUGGCUACAGAUCCGGUGGAUCAUACAGACCAACCAGAGUUUGCUACAGAGCUUGCUUGGGAACUUGACAGGAAGGCUCUUCAUCAACACAGAUUGCAAAGAACACCGAUCAAGUUGCAAUGUUUUGCUGUAGACUCUGUUUCUUCAGCCAAGGAAUCUGUGGGAUACAUUGUUCUUGAUAUAAGAUCAGCUCAGGAAAAGAAACAGUCUCGAAGGUGGUAUCCAUUGUUAAGCAGCAAGUACACCAAAUUUAAACCAGAAGUUCUCAUCAGCAUUGUUUUGGAGAGUGAUACCAAGCCAUCUGUAGAUGCAUUUAAAGCAAGAGGAGCCCCACCAAGGGAAGGAAGAUUACAUUCAGCAAUUCCUGCACUGGAUCCAAAGAAUCUUUUAGCAGUUCUUAAUGAGGAAGAAGGCUACCAUCAAAUUGGACCAGCGGAGUACUGCUCUGACUUCUUUGUGCUAUCCGUGACCAUAGCAUUUGCUACACACUUGGAGCAGUUAAUUCCUAGCACAAUGAAACUUCCAGAAGAAAGGCCAGAGUUCUUCUUUUACUAUGCACUUUUGGGCAAUGAUGUCACCAGUGAACCGUUUACUGAUCUGAUCAGCCCAAACUUUGAACCAGAGAGAGCGUCAGUUAAGAUACGUAGUAGUGUUGAGGUACUCCGUGUGUACCUAGCUGGACAACCAGAUCUACAGAUUCACAUUUGCUGUGGAGACCAGUCACUUGGGAGUACAACAAUUCCAAUGAAAGGACUGCUUAAGAAGGAUAAUUUAGAAACUGACCCACCUACAGUUGAAGGGGCUUUCAUUCUUACUCCUCCCCACAGGACCAAGCAGAAACUUCCUCCUGUGCCUCUUGAGAUGGCUCCUACUCUUGGAGUAUCUGUGACUUUGAGGAAAGACGUCACUAGCUUACAGGUUUCAAGUCCCAAAAAAGAUCACCCAGAGCCAGUAAACAAGGGAGUAAUAUCUCCUCUUCCUCUAAAGCCUUCUAAUCAAGAGCAGAAGCCUAGAAGUCCUUCUGUAAGAAGUGCUUCUCCAACAUGUAGCCAUUCCCCUCCUACAAAAGAUCAGUCAACUGCCAGUGAAGUAGAAAGCCUUAAGGAUGAUAAGGAGGCUAAGGAAGUUCAAGAUGUUCCAGUUUCUUCCUCUCGGAAAGAACCUGCUGCUGUUCUUAGUGACACAGUCUCAACCUCUGCACCGAAGAUUGCCAUUCCAGCAGCAUCACAUCAUUUUUGUUUUGCACUUGAUUUAAGAAGCAUUCGAGAUCUAGAUGUUGGUUUUCCAGUCAACUGUUCAUUAAGGUACACAUAUCCAUUCUUUGGCAGUGCCGCUCCCAUUAUAACUAAUCCACCUGUUGAAGUCAGAAGAAAUAUGGAAGUAUUCCUCCCACAGUCAUACUGUGCUUUUGAUUUUGCAACCCCACCUCAUCAGCUGCAGGAAACCUUCUUCAGGUUGCCACUUUUAGUUGAAUUAUGGCAUCGCGACAAAAUGUCGAAAGAUCUGCUUUUAGGAGUAGCAAGGCUGCAGCUUUCAAACGUUCUUUCUUCAGACAGGACUCGCUUUUUAGGUCCGUCAGGUGACCAUUGCUGGAGGCAGUCCUACAGUGAAAGGAUUCCAGUUACAGCUUCCCAUGGGCCAGCCAACAAAAUUGCAGAACUUUGUUGUGCUAUGACCCUGGAAGAUUACGGACUCAUAAAAGUACAAGAAGUUGUUGUAUCAGAGUCUUCGCAGAGUAACGGUGCAGUGCAGAAACAGCCAGUGGCCCCAUCUCAACCUCCUUGCACCACCGCUCGUGAAGUAGAACCUCCACCUCGUGAAACUCUUGAAUAUAAAGCAGCAUUAGAACUUGAAAUGUGGAAAGAAAUGCAAGAGGACUUGUUUGAGAACCAGCUAAAACAGAAGGAGCUGUCUCACAUGCAAGCCCUGGCUGAGGAGUGGAAGAGAAGAGACAAAGAGAGGGAGGCACUGGUAAAGAAAAAGGUUUCUGAGUAUACUGUUUUGGAAGAACAGCUUCAAAAAACACUAGCAGACCUGGAGAAACGAGAGAGACAGCUGGCAAAUGCUGAGUUGGAGCUCCAUCGACAAAGGAAAGAGUUACAGACAGAUCAUGAGAGAGGCCUUCGGGAAGUGCAGGAUACAAUAAGACGAGUUAAGGAGGACUGUGCUCAUCAGCUAGAGUUAGAGAGGUCAAAAAUCAAACAAUUGGAGGAGGAGAAAGGCCGUAUGCAGCAACAGUGUCAUGAAGCUGAACACAAGUACAAGGUGCUGGAAAGAGAAUUUCAGCAGUACAAAGAACAGCAAAGCAGUAAACCAGAAAUACGUCUACAGUCUGAAAUUAAUCUCCUUACAUUAGAAAAGGUUGAACUUGAAAGAAAGUUGGAAUCUACCACAAAGUCCAAACUACAUUAUAAGCAACAGUGGGGACGAGCUCUGAAAGAAUUGGCAAGGUUAAAACAGCGUGAACAAGAGAAUGCAAUGGCUCGACUGAAGAAGCAGCAGCAGGAAUUGGAGCAUAUGAGGCUUCGUUAUUUGGCUGCAGAGGAAAAGGAAGUGGUAAAAACAGAUAGGGAAGAACUGGAGGAAAUUAGGAAUGAGCUCAACAGGCUGAAGCAACAAGAAAAUAAAAAGCAAGCACAAGAACCAAAAAAUAUGGCAAGUGGAGGAACACCCGGACAGUCAGAUCAACUCCUUAAUGAGAGUUUGGAUGAUUAUCUUACACGUUUGAUAGAGGAGAGAGACACUUUGCUAAGAACAGGAGUGUAUAGCCAUGAAGAUCGAAUUAUCAGUGAACUUGAUAGACAGAUUCGAGAAGCUAUGGCCAGGAGAAGCAACAAAUAAGUUAUACUUGUCAGAAUUAUGUUAUUUAUGAAACACAUAAGGAAGUCUUUCUCUACUAUAUUCCAUCCCUGUUUUAUUAAGCUGUUUCCCCUUGCAUAAUAGGUUGCUUUUUCCAUGCCAACUUACUUUUUAGAUAUUGUUUUAUAUGAUGUUUUUCUCAUGUCCUACAUAAGUAGUGCAACACAGGAUAUGUAUACCUAAUACUGAAAUUAAGACCAGAAUCUUGAAGACAGCUGCGCUGCUGCAUGAGUUGCACUUUACAGAGUUCGUGUACAUACUUUUAAAUUCUGAGUU